AUGCUUACCAAUUUUUGGCCGUUCAAAGGAGGAAUCAAAGGAAUCAAUGGAUCUCCAACAAACAUUACUGGAAUUGGAAAAUUGUCACUGCCAAUACCCAGCACCACUGAUCGAAUUGAAGUAGAUGCCGUGGUUGUACCUACUUCUCCAUUCAACAUCAUGCCACCUCAACUGGUAUGGCCCCGCCAUAACGACAGCGAGUACAAGAUUGCAUUCACAGCACCAAGCCAAAAGGAGCAGCAUGAAAUCAAUGUGAAGAUUGACGACAGAGACUUGUUUGUAUUUCGAUCAGAGCCUGGUUACAAGAACUUUUGCAUGAGUACCAGCACUGAUGAAUGCAAUCCUGCUACCAAGUGUGGAUGCGAUCACAACUGGCAUGCGUACUCAGGGACGACUCACUUCAAGUCCAAAGCCACAAUUGUUUCUAUCGAUUCAGAUUCUGAGGGAGCUCCAAUGACAGCAUCUGAGGGAGCUCCACCAAGUCCAAGUUUGGUAACUGAGGGAGACUCAUCGGCAAUCGAGGGAGCCUCCACUGAAGGAAACUCAUCGGCAAUUGAGGGAGCCUCAACAAAGCAGCCAGACAUACAGCCUCGACAAGUCACCUUUGACGACCCCAACCUUGCCAAAGGAGCAAAAACUUUUGAUCCAGAUAUUGCCAUGACUCAACAAAACCAGCUCCGACUGUUCAUCCUCCAUGAACGAUACGGACAUCUCCCUUAUCCAAAGCUACAGAUGAUGGCUCGAGCUGGAAUGAUUCCCAGGGAGCUGACAAGUGUUGAUCCACCUAAGUGUCCUGGUUGUGCAUACGGAAAAGCACAUCGAAAGCCUUGGAGAAACAGUAAGAAGCAGCGCAAAAUCAAGCCUGCCACUCAUUCAGGACAAGUCGUCAGCGUCGAUCAGUUGAUCAGCCCAACCCCAGCUUUUGUUCCAACUCAUCGAGGCACCCCAACGCUUGCCCGAUACGUUGGAGCCACUGUAUUUGUGGACCACUUCACCGACUUCACAUAUGUACACUUGAUGACGGCAAUGAAUGCAGAGGAAACCGUUCUUGCAAAACUUGCGUUUGAACAAGAGUGUGCUACUCAUGGAGUGUCCAUCCGACAUUACCAUGCUGAUAACGGAUUAUUUGACACCAAGGCCUUUCGCAAUUCAAUUAUUAAGGCCGGUCAAGGUUUGACGUUCUGUGGUGUCAAUGCGCACCAUCAGAAUGGGAAAGCGGAGAGAAAGAUUAAAGAAGUGACAGAAGGGGCGAGAACUGCAUUGAUUCAUGCUGCUCAUCGAUGGCCGGAUGCCAUUCAUGCAGCUCUGUGGCCAGCCGCUCUCAAGAACUACACUAAUCUGAAGAAUUCGCUUCCAACCAAAUACACGCCUGAAAUCAAAGUAAGAAGACGCAUCAAGCAACAUGCCAAAUACAAAGAAUCUCCCAUAUCGAAGAUGGCCCAAGUUGAAGUGGAACCAAAUCUUGAUCAUUUUCACCCUUUCGGAUCUCCGGUGUACGUGCUUGAAGACAGCUUACAAGCCCAACAUUCGCACAACAAAUGGGCGGAUCGGAGUCAAGUAGGCAUAUUCCUUUGCCACUCUCCCAAUCAUGCAUCCAGUGUCCCGUUAGUGCUAAACACGAGAACAGGCAACGUGUCUCCUCAGUUCCAUUGCAUCUACGACGAUGCUUUUGACACUUGUAAGAGAGAUGUUCAUUUUACCUCAUCUUGGCAACGCAAGAAAGCUCAGUUACACAGAGACAAGACAAAGGAAGUCAUUGACCUUCCAUCUACUGAUCUCUUUGCUAAGAAUCAGAAUCAACAGGAGCUUCCGCUGCCGGUUGUACCCCAAUUCAUCACACAAUGGGACGACAAACAUACCAUUGGAGAACUGACCGACGACUUCAACACUACUGAAGAUCCCAAGACAAUUACCUCUCCUCCGGGAGAAAACCAAGAAUCUGAACAUGCAUCAAUUCAGGAACCCGAAAUACGCAGGACCAGAUCGGGACGACAUUCCAGACC
Cylindrotheca closterium is the source of this 2003-nucleotide messenger RNA. The record is from the annotation of a GenBank genome assembly. Lineage: Eukaryota; Bacillariophyta; Bacillariophyceae; Bacillariales; Bacillariaceae.